Ochotona curzoniae (black-lipped pika) is the source of this 4320-nucleotide messenger RNA. RefSeq names its product bromo adjacent homology domain containing 1 (gene BAHD1). NCBI's taxonomy places the organism in Eukaryota, Metazoa, Chordata, Mammalia, Lagomorpha, Ochotonidae. Gene Ontology annotation, molecular function: chromatin binding. The transcript is spliced from 7 exons. Bases 79 to 2397 code for a protein of 772 amino acids. The record is from RefSeq and is a predicted model, not a curated record.
GGAUUCCAGCCCGGCCGGGGCCUGCGGGCGCCCGGGGCCGCGCCGUCCGCGCCACUCGUCCCCGGUGACAGGGACUCCAUGACACACACUCGGAGAAAGUCCCUUCCCAUGCUAAAUUCAGGCUCCCCUGGUCGCCAGGAGUCCCUGCAGAUGGAGGACAGCCACAUGGAGCAGGGCACAGAGGGUGUGGAACCAGGCAUGCCUGAUAGCCCUGGGCAUCUCACAGGACGCCGUAAGAACUACCCACUGCGCAAGCGUCCACUGGUUCCUGAGAAGCCCAAGACCUGCAAAGUGCUACUGACUCGCCUGGAGAAUGUGGCUGGUCCACGCAGUGCCGAUGAGGCUGACGAGCUGCCUCCUGACCUGCCCAAGCCCCCCAGCCCAGCUCCAUCCAGCGAGGACACUGGCCUUGCCCAGCCCCGGAAGCGACGCCUGGCAUCCCUCAAUGCCGAGGCCCUCAACAACCUGCUGCUGGAGCGGGAAGACACAAGCAGCUUGAUGGGCACCCGCCGCAAUCGAGGGGGAGACCCACAGCGCAGCCGGGACCGCGACCGGGGCAGCAGCACUUGGUCCUCCAAGAAGCGACCCCGACUCGGGGACCUUGGAGAAGGAAAUCGGGACCUGUCCCCAGAGCCAGCCCCCGAUGAAGGUGGCCGUAGAGAUGGAGACCCAGCUCCAAAGAGACUGGCUAGCCUGAAUGCAGUGGCCUUCCUGAAGCUGAGUCAGGAGCGCGAGCUUCCCCUGCGGCCGCCUCGGGCCCACACAGACACAGAUGGACGCUCCACUGAGCUCCCUGCGCCCAAGGCCCCAAGGCCAAAGUGGGCCAAGGUCAAUGGCAAAAACUAUCCCAAGACCCGACAGGGGGUGGGCUUCGGGGAAGCUGCAGGCCCAGCAGGCUGGCAGGGGCACCACGAUGAGCCGUGGCCAACUGCCACUCGUCGUGAGCCAGCCAGCCAACCCCCUCAGCAGCCCCUGGGGAAGGCUCUAGAGCCCCCCUUGCUGCGCCCACAGCUGCCAUUGCUCAUGGGCGGGCAGGCAGCACUGAAACCGGAGCCUGGGCGCCCAGGUGAGGAGUCGCCUGCUCCCAAGCAGGAACUACAUCAACCCUCUUUUCCCACUCCUCAGCUGUCCUUGCUGCCCAUGCCUGGCAAUCCUGCCGACUACAGUGGCCUAUGUGCCGGGCCAGAGCUCACGGCGCUGGGCAGCUUCUACCUGUACUGUGGCCAAGAAGGGCUGAAGUGUGCAGGCUACUCGGCCUGCCCCGUGCUCCCGGAGGGCAAGUUGUCCCCAGUGGCUGCUCCUAACGAGGAGCUCCUCAUGGCGCCGAACUCGGUGCCCUCAGGCUCGCCUUUCCAGCAGCCUGCCUGGGGCUCCUCUCGUUACUGCUCCAGUGAGGACGCUGCAAUGAAUGGCUACAGCAUCUGUGGAGUGUUGCCCUUGUCUCUGAGCCGCGUUGGCACUACCUGUGGCAGCUGCCCCUACAAAAUGCCUUUUGCAGCAGGCUGCAGGUCCCUGGGCCAGCUGGAAUUUCCUCUUCCAGAAGCCUCACCUGCCCACCCUCUCCUGGGAUGCCCAGUACCCAGUGUGCCACCUGCAGCAGAACCUGUCCCACAUCUUCAGACACCCACCUCGGAGCCCCAGACAGUGGCUCGUGCGUGCCCACAGAGCGCCAAGCCGCCCAGCGGGUCCAAGUCAGGUCUGCGUACGGGCUCCAGCUGCAGGCACACCGCCAGGAGCAAGACUGCCCGCAGGCCCAGCCACCCAAAGCAGCCACGGGCCCAGCGCCCCCGUCCCCGCCGCCGUCGCCGCCGCCGCACUAAUGGCUGGGUACCUGUUGGGGCUGCCUGUGAGAAGGCUGUCUAUGUCCUGGAUGAGCCAGAACCAGCCAUCCGCAAGAGCUACCAGGCAGUAGAGCGGCGUGGCGAGACAAUCCGGGUCCGGGACACAGUCCUCCUCAAGUCAGGCCCUCGAAAGACAUCUACGCCCUACGUGGCCAAGAUCUCUGCCCUCUGGGAGAACCCUGAGUCAGGGGAGCUGAUGAUGAGCCUCCUGUGGUAUUACAGACCCGAGCACUUGCAGGGAGGCCGCAGCCCCAGCAUGCACGAGCCUUUGCAGAAUGAGGUCUUCGCCUCGCGACAUCAGGACCAGAAUAGCGUGGCCUGCAUUGAGGAAAAGUGCUAUGUGCUAACCUUUGCCGAGUACUGCAGGUUCUGUGCCAUGGCCAAGCGCCGAGGCGAGGGCCUCCCCAGCCGGAAGACAGCACUGGUACCCCCCUCGGCAGACUACUCUACCCCACCGCAUCGCACAGUGCCCGAGGACACGGACCCCGAGCUGGUGUUCCUUUGCCGCCAUGUCUAUGACUUCCGCCAUGGCCGCAUCCUCAAAAAUCCCCAGUAGCCUCCUUGUGCCCACACUGGGGCUGCCCAGGGGCAAGUGGGGCACAGGAUGGGGGCAUUGCUUGAAGCACAGCACUUGGUUAAGGAGCCACAGGGCCUGAGGGUGUGGCCUGUGGUUCUCUUGGGAGGGGGGACAGGGGCCCACUUUGGUGCUGGACCCCAUGGGAGGGAAGGGGAGACCAGGGUUGCAAAGAAGUCCCAGAGCUCUCCAUGGGGUCCCAGACAGCUGUCCAUGGUCCCCUGGGUAGAAGCUUCCCCUAGAAGUAGUCUUCCCCAUGGCCCAGCCAGGCCUGAGGAACGCACACCCAAGGGAUGAGGGACAAGGGACGAGGUCCUUGAGACCCCGGGCCCCACAGGCCUUUGUGCAGCCUCCCUAGGCCUGCAGGGGGCUGUUGGGAGCUGGCUUUACCUCACCCACUGUGUCCAUGGCUCCCCCCACCUCACACCUGCUCUCCCAGACUCCAGUACAGUUCUUUGCUGGUUCAUUGAGGCAUUGUGGCACUCCCCAGACCCAGGUCAUCCCCUGGCUUUCCUCCUCUGCCCCAGCGGUAGUCACUGGUGCUGGGACUAGCUGACCCAGCCCUCUCCUUGCAGUCCUGGGUGUGACCCUCUCGAUUGCCUCCUGUUAGCCUCCAGGAAGGUCACCCAGCAGGCCUGGCUUCCUAGGAAAGUUCACUGAUCUAAAGUGGGGUCUGUCAGGUUUGGGAGGCCAGGUCGGUGCUGGGAGAGGGUGGGGGACAGGGGCAAGGAAAAUUGCUACCUGAUUGUUGAAGAUUUUUUCUCUUGCCUUACAAUUGGAGGUUCUGGGAAACCUCUUGCAGAAUUUCACACAGGAUUCUUGGAGCCACACCCACUGGAAAUCAAGCCAAAGGAGUGCUGUGGCUCCCCUGGCCCCCUCCCUGUCCCCCUAGUCUUGUAGAUUGCACUAAUUUACAUCCCAGAAUCAACACUGUAUGGGACCUGCUGAGCUGCAGCCUCACUCGGAGCUAGGGAUCUGCGGUUGCUGUUUGUCCUGCCUAGAGGCUGCUCCUCACCUCAUGCUGCUCCCCAGAAUAGAUCCCGAGGCUUCAGCCCCUUGUAGUCCUGGCCUGGACCAGGCCCCAGGUGGGCCCUGCAUCUCUUGGAAGGGCUAGGACAGCUGGUUAUUUCCUAUUAGUACCAAAGAGGAGCACAGUGGGGGAAGUGAGUGGAGUGCAGUGUGGCUUGGGCCUGGCACAGGCAACAAGCUGGCUGAGCACUUCCACGAGGGCACACCCAGGCAGGCAGCCCUGGGUCCUCCCCUUAGGGAGGGACAGGCUGAGGUAGUAGCACUGGGUGGCAAUGCAACGAGAGGAGGUAGAGACCUGAAGGUGCGCCUAGCCCCCACAGACCCUGUUGUGUCCUCACAGACAGGUUGCUCCUGAUUGGGCACGGGGCUUGGGUGAAACAUGCAGGCUCCUGAGGUGCAUUUGUGUUUGGGGAGCCUGGUCCAGAACCCAAAGGGGAGGAAUGGGUCUUUUCAUUGGAUAAGCUGUUGGGAACAGGCCCCUGAUCAGGGAGAGCACAGGUUGGCUGAGCAGCAGGCGUAGAGUCCCUACUGCCAGGAGCCCAGCCUUCCGAGCAGGAGAGGAGAUGAAGUCCCCUUUUCCCAGGAGCCGGGGUCUGCUGCCCAGAACCUAAAUGCUUUUGAAAUCUCUUAGAUGUGGAAAUAUUUUUUCGAACCUGAAAAUGCAGCUGGUAGAAUUUCAAUGGAAGCAUAAUCCAUGUAAAAUAUAUUUUAGUUGAUAUUUUGUAAAAUGCACUUUUUGUGUGUGUUGAUCCUGGUUUCCCAGAUCUGUAUUUCAGUGUUUACAAGGGAGGGAGGCCCUUUCCUUACCUCCCUUUUGACAGAGAUUAGAAGUACUUCUUUAAGAAAAAAAAAAUAAAUUUGAAAAAUUGUAUUGAU